Zootermopsis nevadensis is the source of this 3387-nucleotide messenger RNA. The record is from RefSeq and is a predicted model, not a curated record. Lineage: Eukaryota; Metazoa; Arthropoda; Insecta; Blattodea; Termopsidae.
UUUUGGUUCGAAGGUGACAGCUGUUGUGUAAUUUCUGGGAACAGUGAGGUAAUUUCAAAUAUUAAUUCAGCAAGUCCAUUGUAAAAUGUGUUGUAACGUUAAAUUACAAUUAAAACACUAUAAAUAUUACGCAAAAAAUGUUAUGGGACAAUUCUUAGAUAGCUCCUAUUAUAAUCAACUUUUAUCGACAGUGUACUUUAAGCUGUAUCUGCAUUCAGCCACUGCAACAUUGCCACCAUGCAGUAGGAGUCAGUAUUAAUAAGGGAAGAUGUACGAAAAGAGUAAUAACGUGGUGAAGUUCCUGGUGUUUGUUUAGACCAAUGAACUAUGUGUAUGUGGUUUUGUUAAUCAAAAUAUUUCAUGCUGUGCGUACAUUGAAGUGAUAGUGAAUUUUCAAUUUAAGCUAACGGGGAAAAAUGAACUUUAGGAUUUCAUUCUUCUCGUCGCAAGAUCAUAUGUGAUAAUAACGAUGUGCCAAGGCAGCGGACACUCAGACGUUACCAUGACUUACAUCCGAAUGUGAGUCAAACUUGGAUCGCUUCGGCUGUUAUCAGCUGAAAAGAUGCUGCACCGUCUUACCGCAACAGCUGCAUUGAAGAGGAGGCCCUGCAGAUCCCCUCUUCGUUUUCGCGGCUGGAGUUAAAUCUUGAACUUCGGCUUUCCGCGACACGGCUCAUCCCUGAAAGCCGAAGUUAUGCCUUUAUUUAUUUUUUCCUGUCUGGAGAUAUCACAGAUGCUCAUUAUGUCCAAAAUAAUUUUGUACCCGACUUUGUGCAGCCAUUACAUUUACUGCAGAAUGGAAUUGGUGUCUGUUUCACGGGUGUGCUAACUUAUGGGGGUAUAAUUCAGAAGUCAAUAUAAAGUCAGCAUAACCCAAAUGUUUGCAACAUAGGCCAAGGCGAAGCCCGACACAGAAAAUAGAAGACCCUUAAACUUGGUGACUGGACCUUUAGAGCGACCUAACUGUCGUUACAGCAUAGGCGCCAAGUUGAAAUGCGGAGGCGUUUCGAGAACAACAGCGUAUAUUUUUCAUUACUUAAAUAAUAAAGCAGUCUGAAAUAAGAAUUUACACACAAUGGAAAAUCCUGUUAAAGAAGGGAUGGAAUCAACAGAACUUCCGGUAGUGGACAGUAAGAAAUGGCCUCAAUAUUUGGCAGCAAGUUUAGCCACGCUGUGUGCUGCAUGUGUGGGUACUGUCGAUGGCUGGACGUCACCAGCACUGCCUCUCCUGCAGGAUCCUCGGCUGUCACGAGGAUACAACUCUUCCAACAAUACCUUCCACUACAUAAUAACUGAUGAUGAAGCCUCUUGGAUCGGAUCUCUGGCACCCAUCGGAGCUGUAAUUGGUUCCAUACCUGCAGGCUAUCUGGCAAAUAUUCUAGGACGAAGGCAGUUGUUGCUAUUAUUGACUGUGCCCAUGUUGUUUGGAUGGGUGACAAUCAUCAUUGCUCAAGAUUCGGUGCCUUCAUUGUAUGUUGCUCGAUUCAUCUUGGGUAUUGCUUGUGGAGCUGCCACAGUGGUCACACCACUCUACAAUGAGGAAAUCGCCGAGGUUAGAGUCCGAGGCACUUUGGGCGUCAAUAUGGACGUCAUGUUUAAUGUCGGCAUCCUUUACAUAUACAUCAUUGGUGCUCUGGACUCAUACUUGUGGCUGUCCAUUUCUGCUUGUGUCAUUCCCACCAUAUUUUCAAUAACUUUCUUCUGGAUGCCUGAGUCACCCAUGUUUCUGGUCUCCAAGGGUGAAAUUGAUAAAGCUGAAGCAUCUCUACGCUGGCUUCGUGGUACAGGCAAAAUUAAAAGUCCUGAUAUCGAACGUGAACUAAGUCAGAUGCAGAAAUUUGUGAAAAAUUCUCUUGUAGAGGAAAGUAAAGUCACUGAAAACACCAGUUGCAGAGUUUGUAAUGAUUGCAUUGCAGAUCUUUCUAUUAAAUCACCAACAGCUAAAGCUGUCGGAAUAAUUUUUGGUUUGAUGAUUUUCCAGCAGUUGAGUGGUGUUGAUGCUGUUAUUUACUACACUGUAUACAUAUUUAAUGAUGCUGGAAGUAGUUUAUCUUCAUCUGUCUGCACAAUUAUAGUUGGAAUAUUGCAGCUUAUAUCCACGUAUAUACCAUCCCUUAUAGUUGACAGAGUAGGUAGACGCAUUUUGCUUAUUCUUUCAGAAUUAGGUAUGGCUGUGAGUCUACUGGUUUUGUCACUUCACUUCGUUAUGCAAAGUAAUAAUGUGGCCAUAUCAUUGGCAGGAUGGAUUCCAUUACUAGCUAUGAAUACAUUCAUCAUCGCCUUUUCAGUUGGUUUUGGACCAUUACCUUGGCUAAUAAUGGCCGAGUUGUUAUCAAGUGAAGCGAAGGUAUGGGUGAGUUCUAUGGCUAUGUGUCUCAACUGGAGUUUAACGUUUGUAGUCACUAAACUGUUUCCAAUAAUCAAUCGUGAUCUUGGACCAGCAAUUACGUACGGCGGCUUCUGCUGCAUUUGCAUAUUGGGAACUUUAUUUGUGGUGUUUUUUGUGCCAGAAACUCAGGGAAAGUCAAGGGAGGAAAUACAGCUUGAGCUAAUGGGAAAAUAAAUGUUAUAGGAAUCUUUAUUUUGAUAAAUAAUAUUAUUGACUACUGCUGUCUCUAAUCACCUGGAGGAUGUUAUUAUUUUUGUGCCUUCAAUCCAUAAUACAUUGUAGCACGUAUUAAAUUGUGAGUAAUUAUUCAAUCAAAGUAUGUAUAACCUCUUCAUAUUUCUUAUUUGUAUCCUGUAGUUCUAGUUUUGUACUUUUCUGUUUUACAUACAUUCAGUGAUCGUGUUACUGAUCACAUCCUAUGUAAGUAAUCGUAUUAUAUUUGCAGUUUUAAAUAUUUUCCUGAUCACGUGUUUUCCAAAUACUCGUAAUUCACCUCACAGACAAUUAGCUUAACACCUAUGCAAAACAAAUUUUGUCUGUCCUGAUCUUCAGCGUUUUAGGAAGAGAUGGGAGAUAAAUUUGAACUCAAUAAUAAGAAGUAUUUCUAUUUAGGCAUAUUAUCAUUGUUUCCAAACACAUUUUGAAGCAUUCUCAAAUUAUUCAUUGCAUAUAUUUACAUUGUGCUAUAUUAUAUAGGCCUCUAACUAUGUUGUUGAUUUUGGUUUAGUGUAGGGUUCAUAUACAUAAGAUUAUGUACUAAUGUCUAAGGCGGACAAUGAUAAAAACUCAAAAAUUUUUAGCCCUGACUUACUUCUAUGCAUUCUCUUUUAGAAAAAUAAAUAUGAAUUCUGUCAUAUUUACUUACAUAUCAGUUUUUAAGCGACUUGUAGCAGAAUUUCUGUGGUUAUUCUUUAUAGAAUAUUAAGUUUAUGUCGAUCGGAUGUAAUUUAUUUUGAUGAUUAAAAUAACAUGGAAUUAAGUCCUCCAUUUGAUUUUCA